UGUCAGGGCGCGUCGCAAGGAUUAGCGAACAAUGAUGUCGAUCCCGCUCAAAGUGAGUAGACGCUCCGUUUCGGCGCAAAUGUUUGCUGCCUUUUUCUUCCGCACCAGCAACCGGCUACACUCCUCUACCAUGCGUCUCCGGGUCGUGCAGAGCGCAAUUGUUUCAUAGCGCCCCAUCUCCCGGACCGAAUUCGUCUCGUCUUGUCUUGAGCUGCUGAGCGCAUGCGCAUCCGCCACGCCAGAUAAGAGAAAGAAGAGCAGCAGCCUUGUUGUUAUCUGGUCUCCGCGCAACUCUUCCUCUUCGCAGGACUAUUAGAACUCUGAUCUCUCGCUCCCCCAUAGUUCUUUCAGCCAUGGCAGACUCUCCGUCAACACCUCCCUCUAAAUCGCCCUCUCCAGCCAGCCUCCCGCGCCUCGUCAGCUCUAAGCUCUUCCUCCCUCUUACACACGAGCCAACUGCCCUAUCAACGCGUGGCCAACAUCUACCAAGCCUGCUCUACCGCAGACCGUCCACCAUUCGUAGUAACGAGCGUAGAGGAAGCGACACCGACGAUGAAGACCUAGAAAGCUCUAGACAUGGGCUGCUAAUGCAAUAUGAUCGGGAUUUAGAUCGUAGGAACAGUGUGGGUGCACAUGCAUUGAAUACACCGCAGAUGAGGAGCCAACGGUUGAUUGGCAAUUCGAAUCCAAGGUACAAGUGGGAGAGGUACUACAAACGGGACGAGGAGCUCAAGGGUAUGAAGAAGCCAAUACGAGAGUACUACGAGCGCAACAACCAGCUCCUCCAGCACUACAUGUACAUCGAUCGCCUGCUUGACUCGUCUCUCCCACACAAUUUGAUUCAAGAGUACACGAAUCUCGAAUCGGGCGCAGUCAAGAUCCCGUCCACAAUCACCGAGGAGUCGUCGGCAGCCUCUACCCCUCUGGCCAUUACCCCUGGCGCCAACACCCCCGUGAAAUCUAGUGAGAACGGAUCUGGUCUACAGUCUAGUCGCACGUCAGCAAGCUACGGCACCAAUGGCACCAAUGGUGCCCCCAAAGCCAUGGUCAAACGCACGCCCAAGAACCUCUACAAAGUCCCUGAGGCCGACGAAAACCAGCCUUUACUUUCGCAAAAUGACGAUCUCUUUGAGGAUGAAGAAGAGGAAGAAGAGAGAGAGGCCAUUGACUCCAAACUCAAGGACUGGGUUCCGGACGAAGAUGAAGACACCGAAUCCCCCAUUGUCAAGCUCGCAAUUUACGUGAACAUGUUCGCAAACACCAUCUUGUUGAUAAUGAAGAUCAUCGUUGCGGUCCUCACAUCCUCGCUCUCCGUGCUUGCCUCCUUGGUCGAUGCAGCGCUCGACUUCCUCAGCACAGCCAUUGUCUGGUUCACAUCGUGGAUGAUCGCCCGGCAGGACCGAUAUGCCUACCCCGUAGGCCGGCGACGCUUGGAACCCAUUGGCGUCCUGAUAUUUUCCGUCAUCAUGAUGACAUCGUUUUUCCAGGUCGGUAUUGAAGGAAUCUCGCGCCUCUCCGGCGAUGACCAUACCGUAGUCCAACUCACUGUGCCAGCUGUAGCCAUCAUGGCUUCAACGGUGGUUAUCAAGGGCUUGUGCUGGGUCUGGUGUCGCCUAAUCCGCAACUCCUCCGUGCAAGCCCUCGCCCAAGACGCCGCAACCGAUGUUGUGUUCAAUACCUUCUCCAUCCUCUUCCCCCUCCUUGGCUACUUCCUUGAUAUCUGGUGGCUAGACAGCUUAGGCGGUAUCUUGCUGUCCGCCUACGUAAUUAUCAACUGGUCUACGACAUCCGCCGAACAUAUCCGUAACCUUACGGGUGCUAGUGCGACGGCAGACCAGAGAAAUGUGCUGCUGUAUAUGACGAUGCGGUUUGCAAAGUCUAUAAAGAGGAUUCAAGGGCUGCAAGCGUACCAUGCAGGGGAUAAACUCAAUGUCGAAGUGGACAUCGUAGUAGAUGUGGACAUGGGGCUGCGUGAUAGUCAUGAUCUUGGCGAGAGUCUGCAAUAUGUUUUGGAGAGUGUGCCGUACGUCGACCGUGCCUUUGUGCAUAUCGAUUACACGGACUAUAAUUUCCCUACGCACAUGUCACAGCAGGAAUAAAUGACUACAAGGCCAUGAGUACCAAGGACCAGCGCCGCCAUUAAACUGGGUUGGAUUCGCGCAUACCUUCUCUGUAACUUAUACCCAUGUAUUAUAGCUAUAGUCUUCAGGUCUUACCUCUCUAGGCAAUAGAAGAAAAAACAUUCGAGACC
Molecule: messenger RNA, 2251 nt
Organism: Cucurbitaria berberidis CBS 394.84
Lineage: Eukaryota; Fungi; Ascomycota; Dothideomycetes; Pleosporales; Cucurbitariaceae
Product: cation diffusion facilitator 10
Exons: 2
Coding region: 354-2099 (581 amino acids)
Biological process (GO): monoatomic cation transport; transmembrane transport
Cellular component (GO): membrane
Molecular function (GO): monoatomic cation transmembrane transporter activity
Source: RefSeq, a predicted model, not a curated record